Vitis riparia (riverbank grape) is the source of this 2873-nucleotide messenger RNA. Its product is annotated as disease resistance protein RPV1-like. Gene Ontology annotation, biological process: defense response; signal transduction. The transcript is spliced from 4 exons. NCBI's taxonomy places the organism in Eukaryota, Viridiplantae, Streptophyta, Magnoliopsida, Vitales, Vitaceae. Bases 176 to 2848 code for a protein of 890 amino acids. Gene Ontology annotation, molecular function: protein binding; ADP binding. The record is from RefSeq and is a predicted model, not a curated record.
AAGGACACAGAAUUUGUUCGACUUUUGAGGGCCGAUGCUCCUUCCUGGAAACCUGCUCCCACCCACCAGGUUAAGAUUACAAGAAACUGCUUAAAAUGUUACAUUUAUCUGAAGCCUCAGCAUCAUAGCAGAGAAAUCCCAGUUCUUUGCAAUUUUAGCACACCACCUGUCUCGAAUGGCUUCAACCAGUACCAAAACCUCGUCCUCUUCUUCCAAUCUCCCACACAAGUAUGAUGUAUUUUUGAGUUUUAGAGGGGAGGAUACCCGUACGAAUUUUGUCGAUCAUCUUUAUGCAGGUUUAGUUGCAAAUGGAUUUCAUACAUUUAGAGAUGAUGAGCAACUUGAACGUGGAGGGGAGAUUGCAUCUCAACUCUUAGAUGCUAUUGAAGAAUCACGUGUUUUUAUAGUAGUUUUCUCUGAGAACUAUGCUGAUUCCCGAUGGUGUUUAAAUGAAUUACUGGCUAUUAUUGAUACAAUGGCACGCGAUGUUAGCAAAAUUGUUUUGCCCAUUUUCUAUCAUGUGAAUCCUUCAGAUGUACGACAUCAGAGGGGAAGUUAUGCCACAAGGCAUACUUCUCCCGUUGAAGACGCAGACGAUGAUGAAGUUGCGAUGAUAGAGGACUGGAAAUAUGCUUUGACUGAAGUAGCCAAUUUUAGUGGAUAUCCUGUGGACCCAAAUACACAUGAAUUCCAGCUUCUUGAAAAUAUUAUUAGUGAGAUUUCAUCUCGCAUAAAUCGUGGACCUUUACAUGUCGGCACAAACCUGGUUGGGGUGGAUAUACGUCUGAAUGAAAUAAAGAAGUUGAUGAGCAUUAAGUCAAAAGACGUUCCAGAAGAUGUUCCAGAAGAUGUUCUCAUGGUGGGGAUAUGUGGACUUGAUGGAGUAGGCAAGUCCACAAUGGCUAAACUUAUUUAUAAUGAACUCUGUGAUGAAUUUAAGAGCAAAAGCUUUCUGGACAAAGUUGGAGACGUUUCCAAAGGCCCUCAUGGUCUACUGGAUUUGCAACAACAACUUCUUUGUGAUAUCUCACCCAGAGGAGAACAAAAAAUAAGUACUCUUGAUCAAGGAAUUCGUGUGUUACAGAGAAAGCUUCGCUGUGAAAAGGUUCUUCUUGUCAUUGAUGGUGUGAAUGCUAAGGAGCAAUUAGAAAAGUUAGCUGGAGGACAUGAUUGGUUUGCUGAAGGAAGUAGAAUUUUUAUAACAUCUAGAGAUAAAAGUUUGCUGGAGCACAAAGUGGAUAAGUUAUAUGAGCUUCCAGAAUUAAAUAGGUGCGAAGCUCUUGAACUCUUCAGUUGGCAUGCUCUUGGUCGAAGUUUUCCAAAUGUUGAUUUUUAUAAUAUUUCCCGACAUUUCGUAGAGUAUUGUCAAGGUCUUCCCUUAGCUCUCAAAGUAUUGGGUAAUUUUCUAUGCAAUAAGCAACACAAUGAAUGGGAAAGAGAGUUAAGUAACCUUGAUAAAGAACCUAACGUGGAAAUUUUAGAUGUGUUUAAAGUAAGUUUUGAUGGACUACCAUUAACUUCUAAGGCAAUAUUCCUUGACAUUGCAUGUUUCUUUAAAGGAGAGUAUAAAGAUUUUAUUAUAAAAAUACUAAAGAGUCAUGAUUUUGAUGCGGAGGGUGGAAUAAGAUUUCUCCAAAAUAGGUGUCUUCUAACAAUUUCAAAUGGGAAGGUUGGCAUGCAUAAUUUGAUACAAAAAUUGGGUCAUAAAAUCGUGCGUGAUGAAAGUCUCAGGGACAAAGGUAUACGCAGCCGAUUGUGGCAUCAUAUAGAUGUACAAGAUGUAUUGGAGGAAAGGAUGAAGGGGACCAAGUCAAUUGAAGGCAUAUUCCUAGAUUUAUUAAAACUAGACAACAUAAAUUUAUCUACUCAAGCAAUGACAGAUAUGACUCUACUUCGAUUGCUCAAAAUUUUCUUGGGUUCUGAAGUUGUUUCUGGUGAAGAGGAUUGCAAAGUGUCCAUUACUAGUGAUUUUAAAUUUCCUUCAGGGAAUUUAUGCUAUCUCUAUUGGCAUGGAUACCCUUUGAAUUCUUUGCCGUCAAAUUUUGACCCUGCGAAACUAGUGGAACUCAACAUGCCGUAUAGCAACAUAAGAAAAUUUGGGUUAGGGAAAAUGGUUUCCAAUCUAACAGCCAUCAUUCUCAGUCACUCUAAAGACCUCGCAAUGGUCUCAAACUUUUCCAGCACCCCAAAUUUGGAGAAACUAAUUCUUGAAGGUUGCACAAGCUUGCGCGAGAUUGACCCAUCUAUUGGAGAUCUGGAAAGGCUUGGUUUGUUAGAUUUGAAAGAGUGCAAGUCACUGGGUAGUCUUCCAGACAGCAUCUGCAACUUGAAAUCUCUUAAAACUCUUUAUCUUAGUGGCUGUUCAGAACUCAACGGUUUGCCCAAAGACUUGGGAAACAUGACACAUCUAACUGAGCUUUAUGCCAAUAGAACAGCUACAGGAGCUCCCCCUUCUCCAAUUCGUCGGAUAAGAGAAUUUCUAAUACGGCCCUUUAGUGGAUUACAAGGGGAAAGAGCUUACCCAUCAUUGUCUUCUUUACCAGGUUUAUCCCUCUUAAGGGAAUUAGAUCUAAGUGAUUGUUAUUGGUGGGAUGCAGAAAUACCCGAUGAUUUUUGGCGCUUAUAUUCAUUGGAAAAGUUAAAUCUGAGUGGAAACCCUAUUACAAUCAUGCCAGCAAGCAUCAAAGAACUUUCGAGGCUAAAAGUUCUUGUGUUGGGGCGUUGCAAGAGGCUCCAAUCACUUCCGAAACUUCCACCAAGUCUGCAAGAACUGGAUGCACACGAAUGUGUAUCAUUAAGUUAUGUUGUGGAGGUCUCUCUCUCUCUCUCUCUCUCUCUCUCUCUCUAAUAUGUUAAACAUUCCGAUUUUCCAU